Messenger RNA from Microthlaspi erraticum, 1323 nucleotides. The record is from the annotation of a GenBank genome assembly. Lineage: Eukaryota; Viridiplantae; Streptophyta; Magnoliopsida; Brassicales; Brassicaceae.
AUGGAUGCGACGAAGCUUAGUGAGCUCAAGAUCUUCAUCGAUCAAUGCAAGUCUGACCCUUCCCUUCUCUCUACACCUGCUCUCUCCUUCUUCCGUGAGUAUCUCGAAAGUCUUGGUGCUAAGCUACCAACUGGUGCUAAUGAAGAAGGCAAAGACUCCAAAGCGAGGAGUUUCGUAGUUGAAGAGGAGAGUGAUGAUGAGAUGGAGGAAACUGAAGAAGAAGCGAAACCAAAAGUGGAGGAAGAAGAAGAGGAGGAAGAGAUUGUUGAAUCUGAUGUUGAGCUUGAAGGAGACACUGUUGAACCUGAUAAUGAUCCUCCCCAGAAGAUGGGAGAUUCAUCAGUGGAGGUGAGCGAUGAGAACCGAGAAGCUGCUCAAGAAGCUAAGGGCAAAGCCAUGGAAGCUCUCUCUGAAGGAAAGUUUGAUGAAGCCAUUGAGCAUUUCACCCAGGCAAUAACAUUGAAUCCAACAUCAGCAAUUCUGUAUGGAAACAGAGCUAGCGUCUACAUUAAGUUGAAGAAGCCAAACGCUGCUAUUCGUGAUGCAACUGCUGCCUUGGAGAUCAAUCCUGAUUCUGCUAAGGGAUACAAGUCACGAGGCAUGGCCCGUGCAAUGCUUGGAGAAUGGGCAGAGGCUGCAAAAGAUCUUCACCUUGCUUCUACCAUAGACUAUGAUGAGGAAAUUAGUGCUGUUCUCAAGAAGGUUGAGCCUAAUGCUCAUAAGCUGGAGGAGCACCGUAGGAAGUACGACAGAUUGAGGAAGGAAAGAGAUGACAAGAAGGCUGCGCGUGAUAGACAACGUCGCCGUGCUGAAGCACAGGCUGCGUAUGAUAAAGCUAAGAAACAGGAACAGUCAUCAUCAAGCAGACAACCAGGGGGCGGUUUCCCGGGAGGCAUGCCCGGUGGUUUCCCUGGAGGCAUGCCAGGUGGUUUCCCGGGAGGUAUGCCCGGCGGCUUCCCUGGAGGUAUGCCUGAUUUUGGCGGUGGUGGAUUCCCAGGAGGUAUGCCUGCUGGUAUGGGCGGUGGUAUGCCCGCCGGUAUGGGCGGAGGUAUGGGCGGUAUGCCUGGUAUGGGAGGUAUGCCGGGUGGUGGCGGUAUGCCCAGUGCUGGCGGUGGCGGUGGUGGGAUGCCAGGAGGUGUUGACUUCAGCAAAAUACUGAAUGAUCCGGAGCUAAUGACGGCAUUCAGCGACCCAGAAGUCAUGGCUGCACUUCAAGAUGUGAUGAAGAACCCUGCGAAUCUGGCGAAGCAUCAGGCGAACCCGAAGGUGGCUCCGGUGAUUGCAAAGAUGAUGGGCAAAUUCGGAGGAGGAGCUCCCAAGUAA